Molecule: messenger RNA, 5174 nt
Organism: Phoenix dactylifera (date palm)
Lineage: Eukaryota; Viridiplantae; Streptophyta; Magnoliopsida; Arecales; Arecaceae
Source: RefSeq, a predicted model, not a curated record
UUUACCCUUGCGACUUCUUUCUUCUCUCUCUCUUUCCGGCUCUCCCUCUAUCCCAACCCGUUAUCCUUUUUCUGAAAUCCUUUCGACAACCUCUGCGAUUUCCGGCCGACGCCCUGCUUCCCGUUCAAAGAACAGUAACAGCCUCCACUCCCAUACGCCUCGAAGCCCAUCGCCUUCGCAGAAGUCUACCUCUCUCAUCCCCUCGACGAUCAAGAAUUGGGGGUAGGGUUAGGGUUAGGGUUCCUCCGCUUCUUGGAGCCCCGAACCGAUCCCGGAGGAAUUUCAGGAUAUCCGUUCUCUUCGAUUCCACAUUCGUGGGGUAUCGGCGGUCGUAGUUCUGGAAGCGGUCCAAGAAUCCGAUGAGAUGGCGAAGCCCGAAGGGGAUCAGGGGGGGCUCAAUCACAACCGUGCCCCCGCCGACCGGCUCCAUCGCCCCAGCGUCUCGCAGUCCAAGUCGGUGUGCGAGACAGUGAAUGGAUCGCACCGGUACACAGUGAAGGGAUACUCCCUGGUGAAGGGGAUGGGCUUCGGGAAGUACAUAACCAGCGACACCUUCAGCGUCGGCGGUUACCAGUGGGCGGUCUACUUCUAUCCUGAUGGCAAGAACCCUGAGGACAACUCCCUCUACGUGUCGGUGUUCAUCGCCCUUGCAAGCGAGGGCACCGAUGUGAGGGCGCUGUUCGAGCUCACCCUGCUCGACCAGAGCGGCAGGGGGAAGCACAAGGUGCAUAGCCACUUCGAUCGGGCGCUGGAGGGGGGGCCCUACACUCUCAAAUAUCGGGGGAGCAUGUGGGGUUACAAGCGUUUUUACAGAAGGACAGCAUUGGAAACAUCACAUUACCUUAAGGAUGAUUGUCUAGUCAUGCAUUGCACAGUGGGUGUUGUUAGAAAUCGCAUUGAAACAGCAAGGCAAUUUUCUAUUCCUGUGCCACCACCGGACAUGGGUAAGUGUCUUAAGGAGCUGUUGGAAUCUGGCAUGGGCUCUGACAUUGUUUUCGAGGUUGGUGAUGAGACAUUCAAAGCUCAUAAGAAGAUUCUUGCUGCUCGCUCGCCUGUAUUUAAUGCCCAAUUCUUUGGGCUAAUUGGGGAUCCAAAGAUGGAUAGAGUGGUUGUGGAAGAUGUUGAACCUCCUGUUUUCAAGGCCAUGCUUCUAUUCAUAUACUCAGAUGGAUUUCCAGAUGUUCAUGAACUGACUGGAUCAGUUUCUCUGUGCACAUCCACAAUACUGGUGCAGCAUCUAUUGGCAGCAGCUGAUAGAUAUGGUCUAGAUCGGUUGAGGAAGUUAUGUGAAUCAAAGUUGUGUGAAGAACUGACUGCUGAUACUGUAGCAGCGACUCUGGCCCUUGCAGAGCAACACCAGUGUUCUCACUUAAAAUCCGUCUGCCUAAAAUUUACAGCUGCUCGAGAGAACUUGGGAGUUGUUAUGCAGACUGAAGGAUUUAACUACUUGGAGGAGACGUGCCCCUCGCUACUUUCAGACCUGUUGGCAACUGUCGCUGAGGCAGAUGAUGAGCCCAGUCUGAUCUGCCGGAAGAGGAGCAGCAGCAGCAACAUAGGGCUUAAUUUAGCUGACAGUGUUGAUCUGAACGGGGGAAGGCGCACGCGGAGGCAGAUGUAACUUGCAACUGAUUAUAACCCUGUCCAUAGUCUUGUAAAUCUUGCUGCCUUUUGCACCACAAGACUCAUGUGACUGUUCUGAUAUGUACAUUUGUGUGACGCAGCAUUCCUGAUUAAAUUUGAUUUGGAUUUUAGUGACAUAUCAAUAAUUAGCCUAUCAUAAUUAAUCGACAUAUAUGUUGGUGAAUCAAGCAAAACUUUUUGAGUAUCUUAGUUAUGAGGGUUUUUGAGCCAAGGUUGUUAGUGAACUGAGCAAAAUUGUGCUGAUGUGUGUACCUUAUGACUCGUAUGACCAGGUUCCAUGUAGUCAGCGGCCUACCCUACCAAAAACUUCUCUGCAGGUACGGAGCCUGGAGACCUACCCGAUCCUGUUGCAGACGCAGCUGAAGGUGUCAUUGAUGUGUUGGUGCAUGAAUGCAGAGAUGUGGACUUGUCGUUGCAGCAAUUCAGAGGUGGAUCGGAAUGGUUGCUUGUUUGAGUUCCUGCCGUAUACAUGCUUACAGAUUGUUGGUGGCGAACUUGGCAUGUCUUGUCUUCCAUCAAGGCCGCAUGGACAACUUAUAGCUAGUGUUCUGCAGCAACUUAUACUGGGUUUGUGCUAGUAGAGCUGAUCUUGAAACGGAUAUUAACUAAUUGCCUCUAGUGGUUCUUUCCCCCAGCGGGGAAACGAAGUUGCUUGAGCUCAGCAGCUAGCUAGCGGAGACCUUGAGGCCAUGCCAAGACAGCCAGAUGAGGUGGAGAUUUUCCGGAGGUGUUGUUGAUGCUUGAAAGAAGCACAAAGCUUGAAGUCGGUGGAGAGCACUGCUUCCGGCGGUUAGUCAGCUCCGGAAUUCCAAGCAGUGCCGAUUCUAUUAUUCGAUUGAGUGGGCGGUGAUGGCCCCUUUCGACAUGAGGAGUGGCAAGCUUCUUCCAACCUACCAAACGACUAGUGAAAACAGCAUAAAGAUCCCGUCUUCAAGUCACAUUCCGAUCGCUGUCGUUCUCAACGGGAGGGUUUUCCACGCUCGAUCCUACAUGGUACCAGUUUCCAAUUUUCGGAAAUUCACGCAUAUUCCCACUCCGCCGGGCCGAUAACUUCCCUUCGACGGGUUAUCGUGGCCCAUCUUUCUCUGGUGCACGACGUUUUAGGAAAGUCCUGGUCAGGAACGCUCGGGCCACCACGUGGGAUCAGACGUGUCCGCCGUACCUCGGGAAAUGAUACGGCCCAGGGCUCACAGCCGCCCUAAGGAGGGAGAGGAAGAGAUUGACGGAGUUCGCUUGAAACGGGCGGUGGGUAAGGAGGGAGAGGAAGAGAUAAGUGGAGAAGAAAAGGAGAAAGAGGAAAUGGAGGAAGACGGGAAGGAGAGAGAAGGUGGUGUUGAUGUGGGGUUCCUCCCCGGUUUGUGGCCGACUGGAUGCCGGAACCCCUGGACGGACAUGAAUGGAGGAACGUCUGCGGCACUGGAUGUGGUUUUGCCAUGGCCGUCUCCGACACGGAUGGUUGGCAUAAGCCUUCUUGGUUACAGUGAUGUUGAGUCCUUCGAUCCUUUGAUGCCGUUUUGCUGGAGUCUUUUAUACUGGAGAAAAACACAAGCCACAUUCACCUGUUGGCCGAUAUAAUUUGGCAAAUUUGUUAUGGAGAGUCCCAAGUCACAGAUUUCAAUAAUGAAUAGCAAUAUGACAUCUGUUUAUGUCAGCUGAGGUGGUGAUGAGAGCUCAAAGAAUAGGAGAUUAUCUUCAGCUAAAGCGGGAUUUGAAUACGCAAAUAUCAGGAUUAAUAUGUGUAGUCAUGGUAGAAAAGAUGGAGAAAGAGCAAAGUGUAAUGUUGAAGAUGAGGUACACUGCAAUAUGGGAAACUGUUUUUAAUUUCUCUUUCCAUUCUGCAGUGGAUUUAUAUUGCAAUGCCCAGAAAAUGGACUCAAUUGACUCACUGUUGCUUUUGUCUCAUUUUCUGCCUUCCCCUCUGAUUUUGUUAUUCUGGUCCAGUGCAGGCAAGGAAGUACAGAUGAUGAGCUGAAUCCAGGAUGCAUGUCAACUAUUUUGGGUGUCAAGAUACAAGGGAUUGCUGCUGGGUUUAUGGCACAGUAUCUGCACAUCUGUUGAUGUUGUGUAUACUCUUUUGGUGGGAAUCAGUUUGGACAACUGGGGACAGGUUCUGAUCAGGCUGAGCUGCCGAGGUAUAAUCUUUGUGAGAACUCCGACUGGAACUGAUUCGUUAUUCUUCUUCAGUGUGUGGUGAGUGAGAUAGAAAAGCUUUGGCUGCCAAUCGGUUAAUGCAACAAGGCCUGAACCCCCCAGCUUGUUUCCAAACUCCAAUAUGAAAAUUCAAAUUCAUGAGUGACAUAAAUAUGGUUGCCAGAUGCUGAGCCUGAUCAUCCUUAUUUUCAGUAUCUGAGACCCUUGUUUUGGGAAAACAUGAAUGUUAUUCUACCUUUCUUUUGAGCGAAGAUAUUAAUGCAACCAUUCUUGAAAUGCUCCUGUAUGCACUCGUCCCAAGCCACUGGAUGCUUCAUGUUUAGAAAACAAGAAUGAUCACAGGUAAACCUUGCACAGCACGCCAUAGUGCAAUGAUCACAGGUAAACCUUGUACCAUCUUAUCGUUGUCCAUGUGGAUAAUCCCUGGGAAUUCCUAGUUACAUUCAGUUAUCCACCACUUUUUAUUCAUUGCCGUAUGUAUUAAAUAUAUAAAUUUGUAUUCUCUAAAUAAAAUCUUGUCAGCCGCUGGAGUUGUAGUGCUGGUUUAGUAUGAUUAAGUUAUAUGAUUAAUUAAUAAAUAACGUUAUCUAUUCCCAACACAAUACAGAAUUUUCAUAGCUUUAUUUGGCCUUCUAUGUUAUUGUUGAGGUUCUGAUUUUUGAUUAUUUGGUGGUGCAUCCCUGAAAAAUCUAGACCUGGGUAAGGUAGGUCUCUCUCUCUCUCUCUCUCUCUCUCUCUCACAUUCAUGCAUGCGCGCCCACAAAAAGCAGCUGUAAUACUCUUAGCUCUCAUUAUUGGCAUUUUCAUUCUGUUACAGUUACUACUAUUAGUAUUCCAGUGGUCAGAGCAGAAGCCAUAACUCUCCAGCAUUUUGUAUUUGGUAUCACAGCGGUUACUGCUGGUGGUGUUUCUGCCGUCAGCGUUGCAGCAGCAGCAGCAUCAAAGGGGCAGCCAGUCAACACAGCUGGUGCCAUUCUGACCAUCAUAAUAUUCUUGGAACCUUUAGCCAAAAACCUAAGCGACUUGGUUUCCAUUGUUGCAGAGGAUGGGAGGUGUUUUGCUGGGGUUGGAACAAGUAGGACCAGCUUGGCCUGGGAGAUGCAAUUGACAGAAACCUAUCUUGUCCGGUACCGGCUGAGACAUACCACCCUACUCGUGUAUCCUGUGGCUGGUGGCAUACGAUGGUGCUAGCUGAAUCUCAUACUUGUCUGAUUCUCUCAAGGAUUUGUUUCCUUCAUAGAUUUUGUUAGGAGUUUGUAGAUUUCACCCAGAACAAUACAUUUAUCUGCUGCUCAGUAUAUGCAUUUGCCCAUGCAUGUAGUCACUCUUUUCGGGGUAUCAGAAUGCUCUGCAGUGUGUACUUGGUUUUUUUCCCUUUUGUA